Mizuhopecten yessoensis (Yesso scallop) is the source of this 4806-nucleotide messenger RNA. RefSeq lists its product as uncharacterized. Gene Ontology annotation, cellular component: cell septum; cell periphery. The record is from RefSeq and is a predicted model, not a curated record. Lineage: Eukaryota; Metazoa; Mollusca; Bivalvia; Pectinida; Pectinidae. The transcript is spliced from 13 exons. Gene Ontology annotation, molecular function: chitin synthase activity. The coding region runs from base 91 to 4806 and encodes 1571 amino acids.
GUGACUUCAGAUGUAUCUAUACCCGUACCUGUCUACAACUUCACGCCGCCACCAUUGUUUUCAAAGAAAAAUAGUCAUGUCCGUAUAAAAAUGCCGGGGAAGGAAGACUCGCUAUUGGACAUGCGACUGUGGGACAGAUUCCAGAUGAUUCCGCGAGAACGUGUGUCCACCAGCGACACCUUUCGGCCAUUCCUGCGAGCAUUUAAGAUUUUCUGUUAUGUGUUGUUUUUCUGUGUGGUUUUGGGGUCUGCCGUCGUCAGUAAGCUGUGUAUUCUCCUCAUGGCCUCCAGUAUUCUCAAGGAUAAGAAGGCACUACGGGAGUCCGACAGCCCCACGAACACCAUGCUCGUCAUCGCUAUCUGUUUCCCGUACGUCAUAUGGAUGUUCAGCUUCUCGGCCAAGUCACUGUUCGGCAGUAACUCAUGGCCCUCCUUCAAAACCGUUAUUAUCACGCUGUUUAUGGAGCUGCUUCAUUCGUUCGGGCUGUGUCUCAUGGUAUUCCAUAUCCUCCCCAGAACAGACAUGGCUCGAGGGUUACUUCAUUUUUGUGGAAUUUGUACUGUUCCUGCAUUCUUAAAAACGAUUACCAUAGCAACCGACAAAUCAAGACCCACUAUGAAGCGUUUUACCUUGACCUUUGUCAACGGUCUCGCUUUCGUUAUACAGUUGUGUAAUCUCGCAGCCUCUACAAUGUUUAGCAACCCUUUAAAUGAGACAGAAAGAAACCAACUUCAAAGGGAGGUCAUUUAUGAACCAGAUAUAUUACAUACGAUAGAGAGACCUGUGCCUAACUUUGAAAAUCGCUAUGUGUGGGAAAUACCUGUUGCUUUAAUUUUCAUUUCUAUUACGUACUGGGAAAAUUUUGUGGAAAGUGAUUUAUCAAUCUGCUCGUUCAAUAUACCAUUCCUUCAAUGGAAGCGACGACUUAUUUCUGUCCGGGAGAGGCUAUACAUUUUUGUGGGAAUCUGGAAGACUGGUUGGACAUUACUGUUUGCAGCUCUUUUACUUCCUGGCUUUUCAUUCAACAUAGAAUUUUCUACAUCCGGAUCAAAUCUUCAUGGCAGUGAUAUAAGACCCACAACGACUGCGGCGCAAAUCGCUCUUGGUCUAAAGGUCUCUUCUGGACCACCAACUGCAUCGCCACUUCCGGUAGGAGGUCGGCAAAACACAAUCGUGAAACGGGCAAUAUCCGAUCAGAUUGAUUUAAACGGUGUAAGUGCUGUUCUUAACUUGACGGAUGCAAAUAUGAAAGGUCGGACUCCGAAAUUCCGGCCUCGGCCUCGUCCUGUAACAUCUACUUCUCCAUCUACUGCAAAACCUACUCCACGUACAAACGGAAGUAGUGUCCCCACUUACAAUCUACUACUUCCGGAAUCUGUAAAGAGGAAUUUCCAGCGUUACGGUCCACUAUACCUUCAGCUCCUGUGUAGUGCUGUGUUGUCCUACUUUGGCAGUCUGGCGUGUAAAUUAUGUAUGCAGGUUAUAGGUUUUACGAUACCGUUGUUUAUGGCCACGCCCAUAACGCUCGGAAUCAUUAUCGUUCAAUGUUACACACACUUUAUCCCUUCCCACCUGUAUAUAUGGCUGUGUCCGGAAACGUCGGGAGAAAUCCGGAUGUUCCACCUCCUGUGGUUUGGUGUUCUCUGGGUGUCACACAUUAUUCUGACGUCACACAUCUGGUUCCCACGGAAUGGCAGAAUGGCAAAGAUAGACAGAUUAUUUGUGAUGCCUAUCCGCUGUGGGAUUCUCACUGACCAGUCUCUGAUGCUACGGCGAAGAACAAACGAUCGGGACUCUGCCCUUUUCAGUUCCGAUGAUGACGUAUCGACACUCUACGAUGACGAGGAUGUCCACAGAGCUGACGAUGUAGUACCACAGAUAUACGCAUGCGCAACUAUGUGGCACGAGACGAGAUGUGAAAUGACGCAGCUCCUAAAAUCUUUAUUUAGAAUGGACAUUGAUCACAGUGCACGGUUUCUGGCUCAGAAGUUCUACGGUAUAAGGGAUCCGGAUUACUACGAGUUUGAAGCACACGUUUUUUUCGAUGACGCGAUGGAGCUUUCUGAUGACGACACACUUAUACCAAAUAGCUUUGUAGCGGAGUUGAUGGACUGCAUAGAUGACGCCAUCAGCUCCGUUCAUGAGCGUCAGAUGACACUAGCCCCGCCCGUGCGAACGCCAACUCCUUAUGGAGGCCGGAUGACGUGGCGCUUACCAGGAGGUACUCGUCUCGUCGUUCACCUGAAGGAUAAGCACAAAAUAAGACACAAGAAGCGCUGGUCACAGGUCAUGUAUAUGUACUACUUGCUUGGCUACCGGAUACUGGCACAACCUGAAAACCUCAUCCAUCGUGACCUCUCGGAGUCAAUGAGUACCCCGGACAAUGAUUCUGGAACUCAUCCCGUCAAACUCACCGAGACUCAGCUUCGACGGCGUCGACAGUCGUCACACUUCACACGAAGUGUUAUCUUCAACUACGUCAGCGACGAGGUCCACACACAGGCAGAAAACACUUUCAUUCUUACACUGGAUGGUGACGUAGAUUUCAAACCGGACGCAGUGCGACUUCUUGUGGACAGACUAAAGAAAAACAAGAAGGUGGGCGCAGCUUGUGGGCGUAUCCAUCCGGUUGGAUCUGGUCCGAUUCUGUGGUACCAGGAGUUUGAGUAUGCUAUUGGUCACUGGCUACAGAAGGCUACCGAACACGUAUUUGGGUGUGUCCUGUGUGCUCCGGGGUGCUUCAGCUUGUUCCGCGGGUCGGCUCUAAUGGACGACAAUGUGGCCCGAACUUACGCCAUACGUACGACAGAGGCCGGCCAGUACGUCCAAUACGAUCAAGGUGAGGACCGUUGGCUUAGUACUCUCCUUCUCCAACAAGGCUAUCGUAUCGAUUAUUGUGCUGCUGCAGAUGCAUUGACGCACGCACCUGAGACAUUUUCGGAAUUUUUCAAUCAACGACGACGAUGGGGACCAUCGACUCUGGCCAAUGUCAUCGACCUUCUUGGAGACUGGAAGAACACGGUCAGGUUGAACGAUAACAUAAGUACGCCUUACGUCCUGUACCAGUUUCUUCUACUUGUAUCAACCUUGCUAGGUCCCGCCACUGUCCUUUUAAUGAUGGCAGGUGCUUUCUCGGUCGUCUUCAAAACAAGCGUCUUCCAGUCGUACGCGCUGUCUCUUAUCCCGCCGAUCACAUUCAUCGUGCUGUGCAUAUACACAAAACCGACCACACAAGUUACUAUAGCAACAAUCAUGAGCGCGUGUUAUGCUAUCAUAAUGACCAUUGUGUUGAUAGGAACUAUUGGAACAGCAAUAGAUGGGUCGUUGACCAGUCCGAACGUCGUCUUCCUCCUCAUCCUUGUCAUUAUUUUCUUUGUUGCUGCUCUAAUGCACCCGGAGGAGUUCGCUUGUGUGAUACCAGGUGCGCUGUAUUUUAUCUGUAUACCGACAGGUUAUCUGGUGCUUACCAUAUACUAUCUAUGUAAUCUGCACAUAGUGUCUUGGGGCACAAGAGAACUUCCCAUGCGGAAAUCGAAAGAAGAACUACUAGAGGAGAAAAGAACAUUAGAGGAAAAACGGAUGAAACGCCAGCAAAAAGGAAUAUUGGGUUGGCUAGGUCUGGAUAACAUUUUUAAUGAAAUGGCAGACAUGUUUCGACAAAUGCGCCAGGCUACCCUAGUGACUAAACCAGAGACUAAAUCAAAAACCGAUGAACUUCUUCAAGAACUCGUAUUCGAGUUGCGACAGAACCGAGAUACAAAGGUAUCACCGAGGCACCGCUCCUUUUCAACAAUGACAAACACUUGUAAAGCAGAAAAUAUAGUGUUGAAACAAGAAAGCCUCAAUACUUAUCCGUGUCCUAAGCCGGAGGCUGGGGAAACAAAACCGAAUACUACAGGUAAAAUGCCUUUAUUGAUGAAAAAUGAAGAUCCCGAGAACCCGGGCUGGCUAAAGGAUUCCAUUUGUGGGGAAGGACCCAUAAAGAAGAUGGACUCAAGAGAACUGUUGUUCUGGGAACAACUUUUAAAGCGGUAUCUUCAUCCAAUUAUCGAGGACAAAGUUCACCAGGAAAAAGUCGCUUCUGAUUUAAAGAAUCUCCGAAACAAUGCUGUGUUUGGAUUUUUUAUGACGAGUGCUCUGUGGAUUGCACUGACGAUGCAAUUACAACUGUUACAAGAUGAAUUCAAAGACACUGCUCUAUUCAUCAAAAUUCCACAUUAUGAUCCUCUGAAGAAGGAUCUAACAUUUGAACCGCUUGGUAUGUUUUUUCUCGGAUUAUUCGGCGCAAUUUUGGUGUUUCAAUUUAUUGGAAUGCUUUCCCACCGAUGGGGAACAAUCCUACAUGUACUUUCCAUCACCGACGUGUCAUGCAGUAAGAAAUUUACAGAGAAAUACAAGAUCCAGGAAAUCAUUAUGAAAACGAUGGAACUUCAGAGAGUUAUAAACAUCGAAAAUGAACCGGAACCGGAUUACGAUGAUCCCAUAUCAGAUUACGAAGAGGAAGAUAUCGACGAAGACGAUGAUCUGUCAUCUAAUGUGUAUACUGAUACUUUAUCUAGUGACUCCAGCACAGCACAUCCUCCUUCUUAUCACUCACAAGACUAUAAAAAUAAGAAAGCUACCCUUCGAAGACGAAAUAGCGCUAUUUUCAACAAACGAGGCUUUUCCACUGGUAGGACGUUGAGGAGGGCAUUUGAACGACGCUUUAGGAACCAGCUGAAACGCGAACGCAGUGGCGAAACACAAGCAACAAAUGAAUCUAUCAGCAGCACACACAGAGCAGAUGUACUAUCGGAAAGUGUGUAA